Siniperca chuatsi (mandarin fish) is the source of this 2564-nucleotide messenger RNA. RefSeq names its product ubiquitin conjugating enzyme E2 M (gene ube2m). The record is from RefSeq and is a predicted model, not a curated record. The transcript is spliced from 7 exons. Lineage: Eukaryota; Metazoa; Chordata; Actinopteri; Centrarchiformes; Sinipercidae. The coding region runs from base 177 to 734 and encodes 185 amino acids.
CUAGGCUAGCUCGGCGGCUAGCAUCUGUGCUCAGUGUAAUUAGCUGAGACGCACCGGCUCCAUCAACAUCACGGUGCUGUUGGGACCGAACUGACUCUCAAAACCCGCACACACACACGGCUCGGACACACCGAAGGGACGCAGAGUAUAGGCAUUAAAUUAUCAAAUAUCUGAAGAUGAUUAAGCUCUUUUCCCUGAAGCAGCAGAAGAAAGACGAGGAAUCUGCUGGAGGAAACAGAACAGGAGCCGGGGGUAAAAAAGCCAGCGCGGCCCAGCUCCGAAUACAGAAAGACAUCAAUGAGUUGAACCUGCCAAAGACGUGUGAGAUCAACUUCCCCGAUGACGAUGACCUCCUCAACUUCAGACUCAUCAUCUCACCAGACGAGGGAUUUUACAAAGGAGGAAAGUUUGUCUUCAGCUUUAAGGUAGGACAGGGUUACCCCCACGACCCCCCCAAGGUAAAGUGUGAGACGAUGGUGUAUCACCCCAACAUCGACCUGGAAGGAAACGUCUGCCUAAAUAUCUUAAGAGAGGACUGGAAGCCUGUGUUGACAAUAAACUCCAUCAUCUACGGUCUACAGUAUCUAUUUCUAGAGCCUAACCCUGAGGAUCCGUUGAACAAGGAGGCAGCAGAAGUCCUCCAAACGAACCGGCGGCUCUUCGAGCAGAACGUCCACCGCUCUCUGAGGGGCGGCUACGUGGGCGCCACCUACUUCGAGAGGUGUCUUAAAUAACUCGACGUCCCAUGAUUCUCCAGACUCCCCACCCCUCCCCUACACUCCUCACCUCCCCCCCCCCUCUGCCUCACCCCUCCUCCUCCUCCUCCUUCCCCUUUUACUCCUCAGUCCUGCUCGUUGGCAGAAGCAGGAGCUGCGCCGAAAGAAAGCAGCACGCCAGAAGACGCUUUCUGUUUUAAAACAAAAGAAGACGACGAAGAAACCCCACCCUCCCUUCUUCCUCCUCCCUUUCGUCUCCCCCUCCUCCCCCCUCCUCCCAUAUUUCUCUCUGUUUUACUUCCAAGACGCCGCAUUCAACCGUUUACACACCCCAGGGGGACGCCGACACAACACACACCGAAACUGGACUUGAAAAGAUGGCCGACGGCGAACGGCGGCCGAGGGUGAUGAUGCAGGACGGAGGGGGAGGGGGAGGCAGGUGUGGGUGGUCAGUGAAUGUUGCUGGGGGGAGUCAGUGAAUCAGAGAGCGCCACAACACUGAUGAUGAUGAUGAUAGCCACAUGAUUUUCUUUUAUUUUUUAUUUGUGUGUGUGGCGAAGACACCUGCAUUAGACAGGUGGUCAGAAGGACACGCCCCCUCCCCCUCGCCACCUUUUUGUUUGUUCGUAACACGUCGGCCGGCAGCAAACUCCAAACUCACAAACGGCGUUCUUGACAAACAACAGUUCAUCCGUUCGCCUAGGAUUUCUGUGAAGCGAUGCAGCUAUAGCGAUGGUUGCCUGGCAACCUCUCAGUGGCGAAAAGACUUAAGGUCACUACGGUCGGCUGUUGUUCGCCAAGAAAUAGUCCCGUCCCCCCCCCUACAACCACAAAUUAUCAUAGGCUAGCAGUGACCGCACAGGGGGAGGGGCUUGAUGGAGUAGGAGGGGCUUGUGAGCAGACGAUCCUUUAAAAGACAGACAGACUGGAGGGAGGGGCUUGUUAGGGUGGGAGGGGCUUUGAGUCUCAACGCCUUAAGACGAAGUUUCCUCAAGGCGAGACGUGGACUCAGUAACGCCACAGCUAGGGGGAGGGGUCAGCCGAGUGGGAGGGGCUCGUGAGUCACAACACGAUCAGGCACGCCUUAAAAAGUUCCUUAAAGUGAGACGGCAACGCGCAGUUCUCAGCCUGCGAUGACUCGACAGCUGUUGGUAUGAUGAUGUCAGCGUGGGAGGGGCUUGUUAGUCCCAAUAGGAGCAGGCGCACCUUGAAUGUCCCUUGAGGCUUGACGUCGAUGCAGAUUUGUUCUCAAACUACAAUAACCAGAAGUAAAUGGGAACCUGGCAGUCGGUCACAUGAUCACAUGAUUAGCUACAGGUGUGACAGAGGUGUGUGACAGAGGUGUGCGACAGGUGUGACAGGUGUGCGACAGGUGUGACAGGUGUGCGACAGGUGUGACAGGUGUGCUACAGGUGUGACAGGUGUGCGACAGGUGUGACAGGUGUGUGACAGCUGUGACAUGUGUGCGACAGGUGUGACAGCUGUGACAGGUGGAGGUGAAUAAGUCUGAGCGGCGUUCAGCCGACAGAACAGGUGAAUUUGGCUGAAGUGACGUGUUUUUGCUCGACAUGCGGAGAUGAAGUUUGGAGUUUGCUGCUAAAUCACAUAAACACAGAGUCAGCGUCAGGGGCGGAGCGUCGGGCGGGCGGGGGCAGUGUGUUUGUUUAAAGGGAGGGGCUAUGGGGGCGGGGAGGAGCUUUAGAUUUUCAGUUUGGCGGGUGGGAGGGUUGUUGUGGGCGGGGUCACAGAGGGGCGGGGCUUAACGUGUUAGGAUUCUGUGUAUAUUGAAACCCCAGCUGUUCACAUUGACUGCAAUAUGAUUUAUGUUAAAUAAAAUAUGAACUUGAA